Cornus florida is the source of this 928-nucleotide messenger RNA. RefSeq names its product kinetochore protein SPC24 homolog. The transcript is spliced from 6 exons. The record is from RefSeq and is a predicted model, not a curated record. Lineage: Eukaryota; Viridiplantae; Streptophyta; Magnoliopsida; Cornales; Cornaceae. Gene Ontology annotation, biological process: regulation of chromosome segregation. The coding region runs from base 160 to 783 and encodes 207 amino acids.
UAAUUCCUUGUUUUCCCUCGCACUCAGUUCUCAUUUUCUCUAGUGGAAGCAGGUAACGAUGGAGAAAUCCGAAUUCUCAGAUUCGUAAAAUUUAGUCAAAAUCAAAGAUCAAAAACCCUAGACUGCUUCAAAGGACGAUCGAUCACGAACAGUCUCAAAAUGGGAGAGUUUUCGAGGAACACCGAUAUGAAGGAGCUGAUUUCUUUCAGCAACGACCUCGUUGAGGUCCUGAAGAACGAAAAGGACACCGAUGAUUUAUCGCAGUGUUUGGGAAAAUCGGAAGCCCUUCAAUCGCAAUGCGACGCUGAUUACAGCGAAGUACAGAUUUUGAUUCAAGAUUAUCAUAAAAAGAUAGAUGCAUCCAAGCAGAAAACAAAUGAAGCAAAAUUGGGAGUUGUUCCUGAUGCAGAAAUAGACUUUCUUCAAAAGGAAUUGGAAGAAGAACUUCAAAGAGAACGUUUGCUUAGGGAAGAGCUUAGAGCUAUCACUGAUGAAAUUAAUGAUCUAGAACACCAAAGGGUGUCCAUUGAAGAACGAAAGCAACUGCUGAAGAAAGUUGAGCAAGAAGAGCUCAGAGCACAGAGGAAGCUCUCAAUGUAUGCUUCUGUCACGAACAUAAUUCCAAACCUGGAUGACCAGUCCAUAAUAUCAGGGGACUUGGUUCUCCUUGAACUUGAUGAAUUACAGAUAUUGUUGAUAGAGAGAAAAAGGUGGUUGAGAAGUUUGAAUUUCACCCAGGGAAGGAGACUGCCUUUGAUACAUGCAAUGGCAUUUGGAAGAUGAUAAAUCUUCCAUAGAACCAGGAAAAUUCUUCUCUUUACAAGCCUUAUUUAACCAGUGUAUCAUGUCGCAGAGUCUUCCACUUCUGUGGAUGCUUUAGCAUUUUUGUAUUCGGACGCUGCAAAGAUAUUUGAUUCUUGUUGAUUUC